CAAGCAAAAAAUGGCAAAAAUUUGCGCCUACGUCACUUCCGGAUGCGGCUCUCGGUGUAGUAGGUAGUAAGUAGGAGGAGGAAACAGUAAAGCGGCUUCGUUAGCAUCGUUAGCAUCGUUAGCAUCGAGUCUAAUCAAUGACAGCUCGGUGUCGCUGUCGCUCAUCACCCGCCAUCACACACACCGUGUCCUCUGCUGCUCUGUCAACACUUCUGUAAACUGCGGUCGGAGGAAGACGACGAAAUGUCCAAGACUUUAUUCCUUAUGAUCUGAGGAGUCGGCGGUGUUUCCAGUUGACGAUGAAUGGCCUGUCUGUCAGUGAGCUGUGUUGCCUGUUCUGCUGUCCUCCAUGCCCGAGCCGUAUAGCCGCUAAGUUGGCCUUCCUGCCCCCUGAACCCACCUACACGCUCCUGCCUGAUCUGGAGGCAGGCCCCGUGUCCACCACCUCCACCACGGCACCCGGUCUUCGGUCUCGAGGUGGAGCGGUCGCUGGUGGUGGUGGAGCAGUCACUGGUGGUGGUGGUGGAGGCACUGGUGUUGGAGGAGGAGCACUAGCUGGUGGAGGAGCUGGAGGAGUAGGAGGAGGAGGAGAGGGGCGCUGGAAGCUCCAUCUCACAGAACGGGCUGAGUUUCAGUACUCUCAGCGGGAGCUGGACGUCACCGAAGUGUUCCUGACACGCACGAGUCGAGGGAACCGAGUGGGCUGCAUGUACAUCCGCUGCGCUCCCACGGCACGGUUCACCGUGCUCUUCUCCCAUGGUAACGCUGUAGAUUUGGGGCAGAUGAGCAGCUUUUACAUCGGUCUCGGGACGCGCAUCAACUGCAACAUCUUCUCCUACGAUUACUCGGGCUACGGCGUGAGCACGGGGAAGCCGUCCGAGAAGAACCUGUACGCAGACGUGGACGCGGCGUGGCAGGCUCUACGCACGCGAUACGGCAUCAGCCCCGAGAACAUCAUCCUGUACGGUCAGAGCAUCGGCACGGUUCCCACGGUGGACCUGGCGUCACGCUACGAGUGUGCGGCCGUCAUCCUGCACUCUCCGCUCACCUCGGGCAUGAGGGUCGCCUUCCCUGAUACCAAGAAGACCUACUGCUUCGACGCCUUCCCCAAUAUAGAGAAGGUAUCUAAGAUCUCCUCCCCAGUGUUGAUCAUCCAUGGGACAGAGGACGAGGUGAUCGAUUUCUCCCAUGGCCUGGCCCUGUACGAGCGCUGCCCCAAAGCUGUAGAGCCCCUGUGGGUGGAGGGGGCGGGACACAACGACAUCGAGCUCUACAGCCAGUACCUGGAGCGUCUGCGCAGGUUCAUCGGCCAAGAACUGGCAACCCAGCACACCUGAGGGGGGACCCUCCCCCCUCCUCUCUCUGACACGUUUACACUUCCUGUUUCCUGCAUCUCUACAAUUAGGAAUUCAUAUUUCACAGUAACCCGAGGCUCCUCUACUUUAAACCCAGUUUAAACCGACUCUAGACGUCUCCGUGACGUCCGUGACCGCAUUACUGAACACUAACGUAGUCCUCUACUUAUUCAGUAGCUGUAUCGUCAGACUCCGAGUAAAGCAGAGAGCGCGCAGACAGACGACACAGAAAUAGGCAAGAAAUUAGUAUAUAAAUAAAUAAAUAAAUCAAAUCAAAUAAAUACUUCACUUUUAAUGAAUUAGUUUCUCUGUUAUUUAUUUAUUUCAUUUCCUUUUAUUUCUAAUUAAUGACGAGAAUCCUGCUGGAAAUUAGGAUCAGUUUGUUACGAGGUCGAGUCAAACGAGAACCUUUAAUGCAAUUCCUCUUAAUUAGUCAAACUAAAAUCUCGCUAAUUUUCACGCAGCACCCAAAUCGAUGUCCGGCUACGUCACAGCACUCGAGUUAGCGUCGUCCGAACGAGCCGCCUGCGAAUAAAGCUGCCGUAUGUCGGCGUUACUGUAAGGUGGGAAACAAAUAAUAUAAACUUCUUCCUUCCCCUCUUUCCUUCUUCUCCCUUUUGUGGGGAAAAAAGGGGCGGAGCCGAGCACGUUUCUUGGGGUCGAGGGUUUCCUUGGCAUUAAGCUAGCCAGCUAACGUCUGCCAGCUAACGUCCAGCUAAUCACGAGUUACUGCAUUUUUAUCUCUCGCGUCUGUAGAGUUCUAGAUUUUAAAUUUCCAGUCUUACGAUCGACGAUAAAACGAGAGCUGCUAGAAACUCGACGACGUCGACAUGACGCGAGAGCUUCCCAACUUUUUCUGUGUCGUAUCCCGAAACAAUUUCUGGACCAGAAACGAGGAGCGAUUUUGUAAACCAUGUUUUUUUUUUGUUGUUGUUUUGUUUUUAAGUAUCUUAAAAUAUUCCUGCAUUUGUAGAAACAGUUUAUAAACCAACACCUUUUUAAAAUAGUUUCUGUUAAAUCCAGAUGUGUGUAAAUGGAAACAGGUGUAAAUGGAGUCAAUCUCUCUCUCUCUCUCUCUCUCUCUCUCUCUCUCUCUCUGGUGUCGGUGGGAGCGAGACAGCAGUCUGUAAACCACCGUGGACUCGUCCUUGUUUAUUCAGACAUUGUCGUCGUUCGGAGCGACUCAACACUGACACAGGACAACGGAGGUUCUUGGUACUUUGAUGCAGUUGUUCUGACCUCCUGUAUGCGUGUGUGUGUGUGUGUGUAUGGGUGUGGGUGUGUGUGUGUGUGUGUGUGUGUGUGUGUGUCCUAGAUAAGCGACAGUGCUAUAACACUCCAGGCUCGAACCUCUUCCUCAGUCAGAGCUACUUUUUACAGCCUCGCGAGAUCGUUAGCGUCAUCGUUGUUAUUUUUUUUCCUACUUACUUACUCUCUUUUUAAAGAUUUCAGACCACGUCAUUAACCUCCAUCUGGUCAUUAACCUCCAUCUGGUCAUUAACCUCCAUCUGGUCAUUAACACAGCAAUGUAACAAGCUGGCUGAUGACACCGGGAUUAACACAUAGCUCUGGAAUGUGUGACCUCAGGGCAACGUCUUAGAACACGAUAUCCACGAAAGUGUAUAGUUUUUCCUUCCCUGUGUGCGGUCACACUCUCCCACAUGUCCUGUGUGUGUGUGUGUGUGUGUGUGUGUGUGUGUGUGUGUGUGUGUGUGUGUGUGUGUGUGUGUGUGAGAGAUGAAACCGAGCCCCUGCCACAUCUGAGGAACUCUCCUCAUCCUGCGCCGGAGUGAAUUUCAGUCACGUGUCAUGUCGUGCCUGAAGCGGAGAUAAACUGAAGCUUGUGAUCUCUAGCUUUUGUCUUCAGAGGAUCAGAAUUUCACACAGACCACAAUCUCUUCCUUCCGUCAUCGAAACCCCGCCGCACCCCAUCACCCCCCCCCCCGACCUCAUUACUCAUCUUUUUACCUCUCUUUUUUUUUACCCGUCACUUUUAAUCUUCUCUUCUAAACGAUCACGUCACGCUCGCGAUGUCAAACAUUUUUUUUAUGAUUCUUAUUAUGCGCCUAAAAAACGUCGGGAUCUUUCGGCUCUGAAGAGCAAGCGCUCGUCAGAGCAGCAGUAGCGAAUGCUAGCUUGUUAGCCGCCAAGUCAUUUUUUAUUAUUUUUUUUGCGUACAGACGAAUGUUUUAUAUAUGUGAUUUAACCCAGACGGACCGCGGCUGUCGUUUAACAUCCCAGACGAAGCGCUACGGCAAAUUAAAAUGGCAGCUACAUUAAUAUAGUGAUGAAACGAGUGUUAACGCACCAGCUGUUCAUAUUCGUUACCGUUUUUACACCCGAACACCUGAACGCUUCAUUCGACAGAAUAUAUUUAUUUUUCAGGAGUCGCACGGAUUUUAUUCGCGUCUGUUUAUCGCGGUAUUCGUUUCAAGAAAACUGAUCCGUCGAUCCGAAUCGUCGCUCGUUACAAGACGACGAGAUAAAGAGACAAUGAGCGACGAUAUCGACGUUUAAUUCGGUUAAGACAUCUGCAGUCGGCGAAAAUAAACCCUAGAAUAAACGUCUAAGCAUAAAGAUGACCAAAAGUCAGAGAUUCAGUAGCUGAUUCAGUAGCUGAAGCUGAUUCAGUAGCUGAUUCAGUAGCUGAAGCUGAUUCAGUAGCUGAUUCAGUAGCUGAAGCUGAUUCAGUAGCUGAUUCAGUAGCUGAAGCUGAUUCAGUAGCUGAUUCAGUAGCUGAAGCUGAUUCAGUAGCUGAUUCAGUAGCUGAAGCUGAUUCAGUAGCUGAUUCAGUAGCUGAAGCUGAUUCAGUAGCUGAUUCAGUAGCUGAAGCUGAUUCAGUAGCUGAUUCAGUAGCUGAAGCUGAUUCAGUAGCUGAUUCAGUAGCUGAAGCUGAUUCAGUAGCUGAUUCAGUAGCUGAAGCUGAUUCAGUAGCUGAUUCAGUAGCUGAAGCUGAUUCAGUAGCUGAUUCAGUAGCUGAAGCUGAUUCAGUAGCUGAAGCUGAUUCAGUAGCUGAAGCUGAUUCAGUAGCUGAAGCUGAUUCAGUAGCUGAUUCAGUAGCUGAUUCAGUAGCUGAUUCAGUAGCUGAAGCUGAUUCAGUAGCUGAUUCAGUAGCUGAAGUGAAAUAAGAAGGAAUUAAUAAGUGAACGCAGCAGGUGUCGAUGCAGUGUGUGUGGAAGAGGAAAGACUGGAGCCGAGGCACUGAACAAAGCUUAAUCUGUCGAGGGAUCAUUUCUGGAGCUGCUGUUUGGUGUGUGUGUGUGUGUGUGUGGGGACGCAAGUGUUCGGAGGACAAGUGGUGCAACACUGGGCAAGACUUUGGAACUAGGGAUUACAUUGUAAAAUAAUAUAUAUAUAUAUAUAUAAAUAUAUAAACAGUGAGUGUGUGUGUGUGUGUGAGGACCCAGAUGAACUCGAGGUUGUUUCGAAGCUCCAGACCAACGUUUCUGAACUGUUUUGUUUCCCCUGAUUAAAGCAGCUGUAAGUGAGUGUUGUGUAAGAGCCUCAGACUGACAUGAUGUACUGUAUCACAUUUACACCUGAACCUGGAGCUUUCUUCAUUUGGGCUAUUCUUAUUAUUCUUAUUAUUAUUCUUCUCCUGCUCCUCGGGGGUUAAACGGGUUUUUAGCGGGUGGUGUGUCAUCGUCAUCGUGUCCACUUUCACCUUGUUUAUUAUAUUAUAAUUAUUACUGCAAAAUUGUUGUUUUUAGUUUUUCCAGAUCUUAGAGAAUUAAAGAUAAUGAAUUGAUUAUAAUGA
Messenger RNA from Tachysurus fulvidraco (yellow catfish), 5112 nucleotides. It is a transcript of the gene abhd17ab, whose product is annotated as abhydrolase domain containing 17A, depalmitoylase b. The record is from RefSeq and is a predicted model, not a curated record. The coding region runs from base 300 to 1337 and encodes 345 amino acids. NCBI's taxonomy places the organism in Eukaryota, Metazoa, Chordata, Actinopteri, Siluriformes, Bagridae. Gene Ontology annotation, cellular component: plasma membrane; endosome membrane. Gene Ontology annotation, biological process: protein depalmitoylation. Gene Ontology annotation, molecular function: palmitoyl-(protein) hydrolase activity. The transcript is spliced from 5 exons.